This is a messenger RNA of Dendrobium catenatum, 1056 nucleotides long. Its product is annotated as probable pectinesterase/pectinesterase inhibitor 12. Bases 55 to 1056 code for a protein of 333 amino acids. Gene Ontology annotation, biological process: cell wall modification. Gene Ontology annotation, molecular function: pectinesterase inhibitor activity; pectinesterase activity. The record is from RefSeq and is a predicted model, not a curated record. Lineage: Eukaryota; Viridiplantae; Streptophyta; Magnoliopsida; Asparagales; Orchidaceae. The transcript is spliced from 2 exons.
UAAAUAAUAAGCUGACUCCAUUGUCAGAGGAGGAGCUAGCUAGGCCUGUCAUCAAUGGCUACUCUCUGUUUUCUUCUUCUGAUAUCCAUCUUACUCGUUUUGGUUCACAACUGCAGCAGCUCCAGUGAUCUUGUGCUCACUGUUGCAGCAGAUGGUUCAGGGAAUUUUACGACGAUAAGAGAAGCGAUUGAGUUUGCUCCCAGCAGAAGCUCUGAUCGUAUAAGGAUUAUGGUGAGCAGUGGAGUGUAUGAGGAGAAUCUGGUGGUGCCGCCGGAGAAGGUGAAGAUAUCUCUUAUAGGGCAGGGAAGCCGGAGAACUAUAAUUACUGGGAACAGGAGCCUGGAUGGUGGGUGGACUACCAUGACUUCUGCAACUCUAGCUGUCGAAGGGGCCGGCUUCGCCGCCUCCGACCUGACAAUCCAGAACACCGCCGGGCCAUCAAACGGCCAAGCCGUCGCCCUCCGCGUGGAAUCCGACCACUCCGUCUUCUACCGCUGCAUCAUCGACGGCAACCAGGACACUCUCUACGCCCGCGCCGCCCGCCAAUUCUACCGCGAAUGCGACAUCCGCGGCACCGUCGAUUUCAUCUUCGGCGACGCCACCGCUCUCUUCCAAAACAGCGUUAUCCAACCUAAAGGACUCAAAGGCGGCACCAUCACCGCCCAAGCCCGCGACCAUAGAAGCUCUUCGACCGGCUUCUCCUUCGACAGAUGCGUCAUAGAGCCGUUUUCAGACGAUGUUCCUGCGGGUUCUUUCUACUUGGGGAGGCCGUGGAGGUCGUAUGCGAGAGUGGUGUUCGUGAGGAGUUAUAUGGAGGAUGUGAUUAAUCCGGCGGGGUGGGUGGCGUGGGAUGGGGCGGGGAAGGAGGUGCCGGAGACGAUUUUUUAUGGGGAGUUUGAGAACGAAGGGGCGGGGGCGGCGAAGAAGGGGAGAGUUCAGUGGAAGGGGGUGCGGAGGUUGGGAAGAGGGGAGGCGGCGGGUUUUUCUGUUGCUGAUUUUAUUCAGGGGGAUUUGUGGAUUCCGGCGACGGGAGUUCCUUUUGAUCCUCAAAUUUGA